Daphnia carinata is the source of this 1710-nucleotide messenger RNA. RefSeq lists its product as uncharacterized. The record is from RefSeq and is a predicted model, not a curated record. The coding region runs from base 372 to 1634 and encodes 420 amino acids. The transcript is spliced from 5 exons. Gene Ontology annotation, molecular function: 8-oxo-dGDP phosphatase activity. Lineage: Eukaryota; Metazoa; Arthropoda; Branchiopoda; Diplostraca; Daphniidae.
CAACAAGGAGUCAAGGAGCCUUUUUUACGUUUUUCGUUUUGGGGGGUGUGUUAUCUCGGUGUUGUCCGGUUGGUGUGUAUGGCGUGUGACUGCGUGUAGUUGUCAUUUUUGUUAGCUAAGAGCAGUCGACAUUUUACACUGAAGCGGUCAAUAUCGCACAGCAGUUUGGUCUUCUUCGUUCCGCCGAAGAAACGAAUUUUGUUGAAACUCGUUACGUCAUUUAACGUGGCUUCCGAUUACUUAAAAUUCCACAGAAUAUCUUGUUUCCUUUCAUUUGAAAACUAGUAUCUCUCUCGACAAAGGUUUUAGUCGUUUUUUUCUUUCGCAUUCGGAGUCGUUUGUCUAGGAACGAAUCGCUUGGUCGGUUUGAAAUGCUUUUAAGCCGAGGAGAGGCUCAUCUUUUAGGUACAUCUGAGGUUGGCUUAUCCCUUGCAACUCCUGCUUCUCGAUCUGAGGCUUCCGUCAAUUCAUCUUUCCAGAGCGAUGCCAACAGUUUGACCGAGGAUGGCAAUGGUGUGGAAUGCCACAGCCCUCCUCUGUGUUUGACUGAAUCUAAAGUGACCUUCCUCUCUCUGGGUGCGUUUUCCCCCAGCAAUAUUGGGCACAGCAAACUAGCUUGCACCCCGCUCAGCUUUGGCCUCCAGCCUGCCAGAACAUUUUGUGAGAAUUCUUGUCCUUCAGUCGCAAUCAACGGAGAAUCUCCAAUGUCUAAAUUCAUGAAUCUCGCCAGAAAGUUCAACUGCUUUUAUUUCAACGGUGAUCUUCAGAGAUGCAGACCUUUUCUAGUCUGCGGCAAGCAAGUGGGUGUGAUGCAGGCCAGGGUGGUAGAAGCUGCUUGCAGGUAUCCCGACGUCUUCCACAUGGAUUCCUCGGGAAUGGUGUCAAUGCAUCCCUCGUUAAAGACAUACGAAGAGCGAAGUGCCAGAAUUAACCACGUUCUAACCCAGUGGAAAGAAGAACGUCUCUUCGUUACACUAAAGGGUUGGCGAAACGAGUGCUACGAAGUCAGAACUGGAUUUGCCGAUCCUCCCCUUCUCAAAAUGGAUCGCUCUGCGGCAUGCCUUUUCGGUGUCCGUCAGUACGGCGUAGAGAUAAACGGAUACACACGUCAUCCUCAACUAGGCAUGUCCCUUUGGCUUCAACGACGAGCUCUUACGAAGCCCACCUGGCCGGGAAAGUGGGAUAACAUGGUAGCAGGCGGUUUAUCGGUUGGUCAUUCUGUCCUGGAUACAGCGUUAAAAGAGGCGGAGGAAGAAGCAUCAAUUCCUGCCCAUUUGCUGGCUAACCUCAGAUCAGCAGGAUCUGUUUCGUUCUACUUUGAAAGCGAACGGGGUCUCUUUCCCAAUACGGAAUUUGUCUACGAUUUAGAGUUGCCAGCCGACUUUGUUCCGCACAACUCUGACGGUGAAGUGGACAUCUUCGAGCUGGUGCCCGUCAAUCAGGUGAUGGAACGAAUCUUUACACCCGACUACAAGACGACCAGUUGCCCGACGACGUUAGACUUCCUCAUCCGGCACGGUUUCAUCAAUUCGGACAACGAGCCGCGUCUACCCGAGUUGGUGGAGCUGUUGCACAUUCCCCUCCACUACCUCUACAGCCAGUCUAGCAGCCAGUCGCCCAUCUCCCCUAAUUAGGAGUACCAAUCAGCGAGCUCUAAGCUUAACGAUCACUGGUUAAUCGAUCACCAAUAAUGUCAUCUCCUCCUUCCCC